Pipra filicauda (Wire-tailed manakin) is the source of this 3365-nucleotide messenger RNA. It is a transcript of the gene SACK1G, whose product is annotated as family with sequence similarity 83 member G. The record is from RefSeq and is a predicted model, not a curated record. Gene Ontology annotation, cellular component: nucleus; cytosol. The transcript has 5 exons. Gene Ontology annotation, biological process: BMP signaling pathway. Bases 1 to 2655 code for a protein of 884 amino acids. Lineage: Eukaryota; Metazoa; Chordata; Aves; Passeriformes; Pipridae.
AUGGCUUUCUCCCAGGUGCAGUGCCUGGACGACAGCCACGUCAACUGGAGGUCCAGCGAGUCCAAGCCUGAGUUCUUCUACAGCGAGGAGCAACGCCUGGCCCUGGAGGCACUGGCCUCCCGUGGCCGCGACGCCUUCUACGAGGUCCUGAAGAGGGAGAACAUCAGGGACUUCCUCUCCGAGCUGGAGCUCAAGAAGAUCCUGGACACGCUGGAGACGUACGACCCCGGCUCCGAGUACAUCCCGCGCCACGGCGGCAGCACAGCGGGGAGCGAAGGGGAUGGCAACAGCCAAGGGGACGAGCAGGACAUGGCUCCUUCCCUGGAGUACUGGCCCCAGAGGUCCGACCGCUCCAUCCCGCAGCUGGACCUGGGCUGGCCCGAGACCAUCGCCUACCGCGGGGUCACCCGCGCCACCGUCUACAUGCAGCCGCCCAUCGAGGGGCAGGCGCACAUCAAGGAGGUGGUGAGGAAGAUGAUCUGCCAGGCUCAGAAGGUCAUCGCGGUGGUCAUGGAUAUGUUCACUGAUGUAGACAUCUUCAAGGACCUCCUGGACGCAGGCUUCAAGAGGAAAGUGGGGGUCUACAUCAUUUUGGAUGAGACCAACGUGAAGCACUUCCUGCAGAUGUGCGAGCGAGCCCAUAUGCACACCGGGCACCUAAAGAACCUGCGCGUCCGCAGCACCGGGGGGACGGAGUUCUUCACGCGCUCGGCCACCAAGUUCAAGGGGGCUUUGGCCCAGAAGUUCAUGUUCGUGGACGGGGAUCGAGCCAUGUGUGGAUCCUACAGCUUCACCUGGUCUGCGGCGAGGACGGACCGAAACGUCAUCACAGUCCUCUCGGGCCAAGUGGUGGAGGCGUUUGACAAGCAGUUCCAGGAGCUCUACCUCAUGUCCAAGGGGGUGAGCCUCAAGUCCAUCUCCAUGGGUGAAGAGCCCGAACCUGAGCCCGUAACGCUGCCCUCGGUCGUGCCGGUGACCCCCGCCAACGCCGUGGUGAAGAAGCUGAUAAACCCUAAAUACGCCCUGGUGAAGGCCAAGAGCGCUGACCAGAUCAGCAAGACUUCGUCUGAGAACCAGGACAAGAACCAGAAGGCAGACAACAAAGGCAAAGCUGUGCCCGAGGGCCCGGGGGGCGACCGGCAUGGGGACAUGGCAGACCUCUCCCUGCUCAUCCACCCCGGCCUCCUGAAUCUGGAGAAAGCCAACAUGUUUGACUAUCUGCCCACCUGGGUGGAGCCUGACCCCGAGCCCGGGAGCGAAGUCUUGGGCUACAUCAACAUCAUUGACCCCAAGAUCAAGAACGUGAAGCUCUCGCAGAUGAACCGCAUCAAAGUGUGCGACGUCUCCCAGGCCAGCGCCCAGCACCGGCAGAUGCUGAAGAACAGGGAGAUGGAGGCCAAGAAAAACUCAGACCAAGAGCCACCUCUGCUGUCCCCCUGCCAGAGACAGAUCCCACAGCCUCCCAUGGAAGCCCCUACAGCGCCCACUACCAGCCACAUGGAAGGCAUCAGCUGGACAACGAAGCAAGCAGGAACAUUUGCCUCUUCACCCUUGGGCCACCACUUGAAGCCACAGGAGGAGACACUGGAGACCAUCAAACCACCAGUUCCAAAGCCAAGGACCGUCCCCGUUGGUGUCCUCGUGACCAAAGUCAUUACAACCUGUGACAGCAGCACUGCCCUGGAGGGUGACACGCAACCACCGCUGGCCGACCAUAAGGGUGUGAAGCAGGAGCGGGAGGAGAAACCCAACGGAGCUUCCAUGGAGACCUGCCACCUCCAGCCAGACCGGCCCGUGGCAGGGCCACAAGAGGACAAAGGGCCUCCCUGCUCCCACAACGGGCUGGGAGAAGAGGAGGAGGAGGAGGAAGAGGAGUAUAUCACUCUCAGUGACCAGGAGAGCUACUCCAGCAGCUCUGCUGACCACAGCUACCGCCGCUCCAACGCCUCCUCCAUCUCGGACGAGUACUUCGAGGUGAGGGAUCGCUACGGGCCGCUCCGGAGAACCAACUCGGACGUCACCCACAAUGGGGAGAUCCUUCCCAUGCAGAGGAAGCUCAGUGACCCCCACAUCAGCCGAGGCACCUUCCUCAGCCCCCUGGGCAGCCUCCCAUCCCUGAAGCACGUCCGCGUGGAGGACGUGACGAAGAGGAGGAGCAACGCCGUGGAGAUCAGGCGUGUGCUGCCCCGCACCAUCCUGGAUGGCAACAGCUCCUACCCCAGCAGUGCCACCCAGGGGACGCACAUCUAUCGCUACCGACCCAGGACCCCCGCGGGCAGAGAGCAGGGCAAGGAGGUCUCCUGCUCCCCGACGCACGAGAAACCCCUCGGGGCCACCAAGUACAGAGGGGAUGGAGCAGAACCCAAAAAGACCAUUGCAGGCAGCCAGCCCUACUGGCAGAGCAAAGCCUUCAGCCCCAGCAAGCCCACGGCGCCCGGCCACCUCUCCCCGAGCAACCCCAGAGCGUCGGGCAAACGCUUCACCUCCCUGCCCGAGAGCCAGAAGCCAGCUGAGGAGAUGAGGACGCCCCUCGGCAUCCCGCUCUCCAAACUGUCCCAGUCCAAGCACCUCAAGAACAGGGUUGCGGGAGCCCCGGGUGCUUCCGUGGACUCCAAAAAGCAGCCCCCCGAGAGCACGGGCCAGAAGGAGCACUAGGGGCUUCAUGGUGGUCCCCGCGGGGCGAGAGCGGUGGUAGAGCGUUGCCUGGAGCCCAGGCCACGCCGCGUUACACGGGGCAGGGGGUUCUUGUUUACAUUUACCUGGUCGGUGCACCAGUACCACGUGGCCAUGAUGGACAGCCCAAAAGUCAUCCCGGUCCAGGGCAGGUCUCCGGAGACCGGGUCUCGGAAGAGGUGCAUGGCAUCCGCUCUGGGCAGGUGGCAGGUAGUGUUGGGAACGAUCUUGGACGGCACCGCUUUUCCAUAGGCCUCUUCCAGGUUGGGGUAACCUCCGAUCUCAUUAAAAGCUGGAAAGCACCAUUGGGGCAGGUGGUCAGAGUGCAGUAAAACCCAGUGGUCUGUGAGAUCAGCUGGCAGAGCACUCACCAGCUCAUUAACCCAGAAGCGCUGCCCAGAGAGGGAGGGCUCAUCCGUGAUCGUGUUUUCUUCUAGUUAUUUAAGAGACUCUUCUAUUACCAUUUUGCACAGCAGGUCCCAUUGCAGUCCACUCUCCCUUUGGAGGGUGACCCGAGUCCUGGGACAAAGGCUCCUCAAGGGACCCACCUCUUUUAACCUUGUACUGUAAAAGCAACCUGUUCAUUAAAGCUCCCUGGUCCCAGGGCAGGGGAACCUUGCCCAGGACUAUUGAAAUGCAAGAUUAGGUGGCCUUCCACUCGAUAAACUGCAGCUCAAGGUGCCUUGGCACAA